UCUCACACGUGAACGAUGAAGACUGUGGGGGAAAAUGUCACCAUAAAGUUUAUUUUGGCUUUUUUUGUUUUUCGAAGUGAAUAUUUUUUGUUUUUCUCACAGUGAUUGUUUAGUGAGACUUAUGUCAUUCACUUUUCUCCAGCCACUCAAUAACUUCCAAGACACCCGUUUAAAAUUUGAUUAGUGAAGUAUCGAUUUACUUUUGUUGUUAAUUUUGUUGUAGCAUCAGCUAAUAACGGAGAUGUGUAUACACUGAGACUUUUUGACACACGAAAUAUACACAAUAGCCACCGUGAAUAAAGAGACAUGUCCGUUCAAUGGUGGCACGUGGAGAAAAAAAAACAUGACAUAAUACAAUCAUUUAAAAUUCUGGAUUGUUGACAGCGAAACAAAAGAUUGUGUCGAUUUCAGUGAUAGGCCUCAGGGGCUAAUCAUUAGGAUUAACGUCAUUCUACAAUCGUGCUGUGUGUGAUUAAGUGUGGAAACAAGUGCUUUUUAUUCUUUGAUAUUUAUUCAUGAGUUUGGAUUCAGUUUUUUGUUGCUCACAGAGAACAUGAACCGAUGCAAUUAGACAAAAUGAAUAACAUUUCACACCUACUGAGCCAGGCAGUUUGAAUUCUCGGCCCAACCUCCAAACAGUUGUGAUAUUCAAUGUUUCUCCGGCAUGGGGACUCCCACCAUUCGGAUACGCCAACUGCUUUUAUUAUUGCUAUUUUACGACGCUGGUCGUCUUAGCGACGCCGCUGAGAGUGGCGGUCGAAAAAAUAAAGUUCUUCAAGUAGACAAAGCGUCGGAAGUGCAUACAUCUUCAAACGACACAAUCUCUACAGUCGAAAGUCUUUUCUCGCCUUCCCAGAGCUGGUCGAUUACAACAUCAACAUCGAAGUUCAAUUCCGAACAGGUCACGACUAACCAGCGAAGCGCGACGCCCAUCUUACACACUCUUCUGCACCCGAUCUCUUCUCCGGAGUAUCGUCCCCUCCAUAGACAACCCCUCCCGAUGCACGGAAACAAUGAAUCCUUUACGACCGUGAUUAAAAAAGCUCCGACGCUAGAGACCUCCGCCCUUUUCAAACCUUCCAUUCAAUCAGAGAUCCGACAUUUCCUUUUCAGCCGAGCAGCAGACGGCGCCUUUCAACCUCAAAAUCUAUCAGUCUCGGAUCAAUUAUCGGCAUCGAUCAAUGCAUCUCCGUUUCUGGCUAACCGUUCGACACCUGUACAAAGAAUACAGACGUUAUUGGCUGAUUCUUCCUUAAUAGAAAAGAGAGAUUCUUCAACGCAGGAUCAGAACAAUGUAUUUCCUAAGUCCCACAUUGUCAACAUACCGGACGUACCCCAUAACGUAACCUUCUCAGAUUUGAACGGGUCAUCGCUUGAGGACAAUAACGCUAGCGUGCACACCUUAUAUAUUGGGGGAUUAUUUGAGCUCUCUUCCAGGGAUGGUCCCAAUGGAUAUUCAGAAUUGGACGCUGCACUGCUGGCAAUCAGCCACAUCAAUGAUCAAAACAUAAUACCUGGAUAUAAACUCAACCUUCUUUACAACGAUUCCAAGUGUGAUGCAGGUUACGGAACAGACGCAUUCUUUGACUUGAUCAACCGGAAAUCAAAGAAAAGCAGCCUCGUUAUGAUGAUGGGCAGCGCGUGCUCGGAAGUGACCAAAACAAUCGCUGAAAUUGUGCCGUAUUGGAAUUUGAUCUUGGUGUCUUAUGCUGAAACGUCACCAGCUUUAAGAGAAAGGGAAAAGUACAGGACUUUCUUCAGCCUUGCCAUCGGAGAUUCAGCACUGAAUCCUGCCCGUCGAAUGCUAGUGAAGUAUUUCAAGUGGGACAAAGUGGCGGCUCUCUAUGAAGACCAUGAGACGUUAUCUUUGGCUUUUAAUGACAUCAACAAAGAUUUCUCGGCUCACGACAUCAUCAUUAAGUCAUCGACGUCAUUCAAAGAUGUCAAGGUCGAAGUGCCAGGAAAGCUGAAAGAAAUGAUGGACUUGGACGUUCGAAUCCUUCUGGCUGGGUUUAGAGAAUCCACAGCGAGGCAAGUGUUCUGUCAGGCCUACAGGCUGGGUAUGUAUGGCCCCAGGUAUGUAUGGAUUCUAGUGGGCCUACUGAAAAGUUAUUGGUGGACGGAGGUGUUGGACACUGCCUGCACCGUACAGGAGAUCGGCACAGCGGUGGAGGGCGCCUUCAUCAUCUUCAGUCUCAAUGGGCUUCUCGACGGUGGCAAGUCUGUGGCUAAUCUGACGUCCAGCGAGUUUAGAGACGCCUACAUCAAUGCCAACGGAAGUCUACCCCUGAGUAUUUUUGCCGCCAGCACUUAUGACACGAUUUGGACUAUGGCCUUGACACUCAGACAGGCAACAUCGGAAUGGUCGGAGAACGGAACAGCUCCGCUGUUACAUCAGCUGAGCUACGAUGUCAUGGCCGACGUUAAGGAGACGUUUAUCACCACUAUGGAGAAUCUCGAGUUCCCGGGAGUUUCAGGCCCUGUGUCAUUCAAGGGAUCAGGUCGUGAGGGUAUUACAGCUGUGUACCAGAUACAAGCUGGUAAUUUUACUCAAGUAGCCAUUCACCAACCAGGUAGCAAUUAUUUGGACUUCACUUGUGAGUCUUGUCGUAAGAUCUACUGGAAAGAUGACCGUGUUCCGAAAGACGAACAGACUGUUGUGGCCAGACCUAAAACUAUUGACAUGUUUGUGUUUUAUACCUCAUCUGGUCUCUGUGUUGUGGGCGUGGUCAUGGCAGUGUGUUUUCUCACUUACAACCUGUACCAUAGAAAACUCAAGUACAUCAAAUUGUCCAGUCCAAUACUAAACAACGUUGCAGUGAUUGGAUGUAUCUUGGUCUAUCUGGCGGUCAUCAUCAUGGGUCUGGAUGACCGAAUGUUGAACGAAGAACUCUUCCCCAUUGUUUGCACAGUCAGGGCGUUUUUAUUAGCCGCUGGAUUCUCUUUGGCAUUUGGGGCGAUGUUUGCCAAGACUUUCAGAGUCCAUCAAAUCUUCAUCCGUGCUCACCAUGGACUGGUCAAAUCAAAGCUUAUUCAAGACACGCACCUCCUGGUCAUCAUUGGUGUGCUGCUGGCAGUGGACUCAACUCUGGUGCUGGUCUGGGUACUGGUGGAUCCCAUGAGUCGACUCGUCUCCAACACGACAACAGAGGUUUCCGAAGAGGAUGAAGAUCUAAUCUUCCAGGAACAGCUGACGACAUGUCAUUCCAGCCAUUUACAGAAGUGGCUUGGUGCAUUCUACGCCUACAAGGGUCUUCUGCUGAUCUUUGGCGUGUACAUGGCCUGGGAGACGCGACGUGUCAAGAUUCCUGCACUCAAUGACUCCAAGUAUAUAGGUCUAAAUGUCUAUAAUGUGGUAAUCAUGUCGGUCAGUGUUGUGGUCAUCUCAAAUAUCCUGUCCAGCCAGCCCACUCUGGCCUAUGCCAUGGAGUCAUCCUUCAUGUUUUUGUCCACAACAGUCACUCUUUGUUUGCUCUUUGUUCCAAAGAUUUACGCUCUGGUAACAUCUGGCGGGAACCCUGUCAUUGCAUGUACUGGCAUUUUAGUGGACAACUCUAAUACCAGGAGAUUUGUCUUCGAUGACCGGAAAGAGAUUUAUUACAGAGCGGAAGUACAGAACAGGGUCUACAAGAGAGAGUUAGUUGAGUUGGACCAGAAGAUAGCAAGGCUGGAGAGACUGCUGGAGUUGCCUUCUGAGCAUUACCCCAGUGUGAUGAGCGAGAUGAUGUACAGGAUGCAGGACUCCAGUGCCGACAGAAGAUAUACGCGAGAAUGGGACAGAUGUAGCUCAAUCUCCGAUGGUGAAGGAAUGACGUAUGAUUAUACUGAGAAGCAAGACAUUCUAACAGAGAUGGGAUUUGUAUCUGUUACGAAACCUGCAGCAGUCACCAAAAAGCGCUCUAAGGCGGGAGAAUUGGGCAGACGAGGUUCGAGUACCUUACAGAAAUUAACCAGAAGUUGGAGUAUUGGUGCAGGAAGCCGAGUCAGGAAAAAAAGACAGUCGCUUGAGACCCCUCGAUCCUUUGUACCAUUUUCUUCCUCUGAAUCUAAUUUUGUUCACAAUUCAGAUUUUGAAGUUCUUGAUGGGCGAGGGGGGACUAAUUAUCCAAAGGGCAAUACUUGUUCGAAUGCUCUGUCUUAUAUAUAUUCAGCUGAUGCAGCAGAAAACUGUGGCUUGGAAAACUCUCUAAUGCCGAAGUCACAUAAUGCCAAACAAACUUUUAAUAGUAAAAACGUUUUCUUAAAACGGGGAAGCAGCCUAAAAUACAAUGCAAAUCAUAAAGAGAGCUCUUUUGUUGGAGACGAUUUGGACGGCAGGGGGCGCCGUAUGGAUUAUCGCUGGCAAGGUCGUCUGCUGAACUCAAAGCAGGCCAAAUUGUUUGCUGUCCACCAGCUUCACAUCGAGAUGGUAGAAGAGGACAGCAAUAGCAACGUGGAAGACACAGAGAGCCUGGCAGGAUCGUCUGCUGGCUGUGUCAGUCCAUGCUAUGACGUCAGCAUCCCUGUGCUUGGCAGCGAGGCUGGGCACUUAAAGCUAAUGCCGUCAAGCGAAUCCAGUUGCAGAGAAGCUAUUACCUGGCAAAAUGCCAGCCCGCUGACUACAUUUUCCUCCUCCAUCGGCCAGAGUGAUACAAACCACCUCUUGCCGUGUGAGCAUAGAAAGAUGGGUAUGGAGAAUCUCCGAAGAUUGAGUGCGCCCAGUCCACUGCAACACAAGCCAGAUCUUCCACUAGCUAAUAACUUUACUUCGUCAACAUCUGCUACAACGACUGCCGUCCCGAAGAACUCUUCGUCUCUGUGCCUCGUAUCCGAUUUCAAAAAGGAAAAACAAGAUUUGUCCAAUUCUGACAUUUGUUUAAAUUGCAGAAAUCUUCAAGCUGCGUCUGCAGAGACAUCCCCGUAUCAUUCCUCGGAAGGAAAUUCCUCGCCUCCUCUUUCCAAGGCUUCUUGCUCAGAUUCUAAGGAGCUGAGCUCUUUUUCUGACCUUGAAGACUCCAUACAUUCCCAGUAUUGCAACGAAAGCUAUGCCUCAUCAUCAGCUCCCACAAUGCCACCAGUUGAUAUCACCAAUCAAAGUCAUAACAUUGCAGCUCAAAUUGAAAUCCAUCCAAAAGUAACGUCUGGUAAAAACGCCGUUUGUCUCCCCUGCACAUCGGGUCACUUUAUUUCUUCCGUUUCUAGUUCUGAGAGACCGGAAGUUGCAAGCGGCGAUCCCAGCAUUCCUCAUCAAGACAGCAGAAGAUUACGAAUUCAACAACUGCAAGAAGAUUUGGUGAAGAUUCAGAAGGAACUUCAUGAGCUGACUAACAAUGACUGUGAGACUUAUGAACUUUAACCUUAACUCUGAUAUAUGUAAUGUAAUGCGGCAUGUUGUGAAUAUUUUUUAUAUAAAGAUUGGGCUAGAUCUGUUACCCAAUAGCAUGUGUGUUUUGUCAAGGUUUUGACAAGUUUAUCUCGGGUAUUUUUAAAUUAAGACACAACAGUUGAACAACUAUUACCUUGUGCUUAAAGGCAGCUAUUUUUUUCAUGUCAUUGUGUGACACAAAUUAAACAUUAUCUGAAAACUGAUUAAAAGAAAAAGCUUUGUAAUAAGAAUGUUUAGUUUUUAGAGGGAGAUAAUCUGGCUACUUAUUUAGACUAUUUGAGUUAAAUGAAGAAACCUUUGCCAUUGAUUUUCUUUACUACAAAUCUCACGAUAAUUCACAUUGUUUCCACAUUGUAGUUGUUCUUGUCUUAUUUCAACCAAUAUUUUAUACAUUUUUUAGUUACCAAAAAUACAAGCAUAAAAUAUAUAUAUUUGAAGUACGCAUCACAUUAUAGUUGCAUUUGCAUACACCAAAACUUACUAAAAAUGAGGUCCUAUUGCUUGGAAACAUUAAAAUUCAAAACAUCAAUGCACAUUAUUUACUAGUUUGAAAAACUAGAUUGCGAUAUAGAUACACUUAGCCCGAGUAUUUUUCUUCUAGUCUAGAAUGUUGUUCAAUGAAAUGGAUAAUUAACACCCAUCUAGAUUCAUCACAGGAUAUUUGCACAUCUUGUCCAAAAUUUGCCAAAGCAAAAAAAAAAAAGAAA
Molecule: messenger RNA, 6072 nt
Organism: Biomphalaria glabrata
Lineage: Eukaryota; Metazoa; Mollusca; Gastropoda; Planorbidae
Exons: 20
Coding region: 665-5335 (1556 amino acids)
Biological process (GO): gamma-aminobutyric acid signaling pathway; G protein-coupled receptor signaling pathway
Cellular component (GO): membrane; G protein-coupled receptor heterodimeric complex
Molecular function (GO): G protein-coupled GABA receptor activity
Source: RefSeq, a predicted model, not a curated record